Brachypodium distachyon (stiff brome) is the source of this 732-nucleotide messenger RNA. Its product is annotated as glutathione S-transferase T3. The record is from RefSeq and is a predicted model, not a curated record. NCBI's taxonomy places the organism in Eukaryota, Viridiplantae, Streptophyta, Magnoliopsida, Poales, Poaceae. Bases 1 to 732 code for a protein of 243 amino acids. The transcript has a single exon.
AUGUACUAUCCAUAUUCUGGUCCAGGAAGCUAUCCUUCAUUUUCACAUGGAGUGAUUGGAGGAGCUCCAAUGAGUCAGCCGUCAUCCUCAUUUGCUGGAUUUGCUGGAGUUGAUCCACGCAGCGUGAACAACUUGCAAGCUUCACCUGCUGGAAACAAUCAUGAAGAAGUGAAUGUCCAAGAAUCAAGUGGUAGCAGUCCAGGAGAACAGGAAGAACAAGUCACCAAGAGAAGAAACUGGACAGAGCAAGAAAAUCUUCGGCUUGUUAGUGCUUGGCUGGCCACUUCUUUUGAUCCAAUCGAAGGCAACUCAAAGAAAUUAGAGCACUACUGGAAACAGGUGGCUGAAGAGUACAAAAGCAACACCCCACAAGAUAGGAAAAGAUCAUCCAAGCAAUUGAGAGACCACUGGAGCAAGGCAAACCAACUGGUGACCCUCUUCAAUGGGUGCUAUGCUACACAAAAGAGUGUAUAUGCUAGUGGUAUAAAUGACAAAGGCCUCAUGGACCAAGCAAAAGCAGUCUUCAAGAGCAAAAAUAAGCAAAAACCUUUCAACUUGGAAUAUUGGUGGGAAGCAGUGAGACAACAUCAAAAGUGGAGAUCAAUUUACAUGGAGAAGGAUUGCAGCAGCAAAAGAGCCAAGAUUUCAGAGGCAGGGACAUACACAAGUUCUAGCAAAGAAACAGAAGAGACAAUGGAACCUCAACCUGAAGGUCAAAAGCAAGCCAAAUGA